AUUUUCGCCUUCACGGCGGUGGUGGAGAGAGCUCUCUGGUGCUCCAUUCGGCAAUGGCGAUUCGAAGGACGUCGCCUCUCGCCGCCGCGAUCGCGGUGGCGCUGCUCGCCCUCCCCUUGAUCGCUGCCGCCGAGGUCUACUUCGAGGAGAAAUUUGGAGAUGGAUGGGAGAACCGGUGGGUUAAAUCAGACUGGAAGAAGGAUGAGAACAUGGCGGGUGACUGGAACUACACGUCUGGGAAGUGGAACGGCGAUCCUGAGGAUAAAGGCAUCCAGACCGCUGAAGACUACAGGUUCUAUGCCAUUUCAGCAGAGUUUCCUGAGUUCAGCAACAAGGAUAAGACUUUGGUUUUGCAGUUCUCUGUCAAGCAUGAACAGAAACUUGACUGUGGAGGUGGAUAUGUGAAGCUGCUGAGCGGUGAAGUUGAUCAGAAGAAAUUCAGUGGGGAAACCCCAUACAGCAUCAUGUUUGGACCAGAUAUCUGUGGGUACACAACCAAGAAGGUUCAUGCUAUUCUUUCACGCAAUGAGAAGAACAACUUAAUCAAGAAGGAUGUACCAUGCGAGACAGAUCAGCUAACUCAUCUCUACACUCUCAUCAUCCGUCCGGAUGCUACAUACAGCAUCCUUGUUGACAACAAUGAGAAGCAAUCAGGGAGUAUAUACAGUGACUGGGAUAUUCUUCCACCAAAAAAAAUAAAAGAUCCUAAUGCAAAGAAGCCAGAAGAUUGGGAUGACAAGGAGUUCAUUCCUGACCCUGAGGAUAAGAAACCAGAGGGGUAUGAUGACAUUCCCAAGGAAAUUCCUGAUCCAGAUGCAAAAAAGCCGGAAGACUGGGAUGAUGAAGAAGAUGGUGAAUGGACUGCUCCAACCAUCCCAAAUCCUGAAUACAAGGGACCUUGGAAGCCAAAGAAAAUUAAGAAUCCUAAUUACAAGGGGAAAUGGAAGGCUCCAAUGAUUGACAACCCUGAUUUCAAGGAUGAUCCCGAUAUCUAUGCUUAUCCCAACUUGAGAUACAUUGGCAUCGAGUUAUGGCAGGUGAAAGCAGGCACCUUGUUUGACAACAUUCUGAUUUGCAAUGACCCUGAAUAUGCAAAGAAGUUUGCUGAAGAAACAUGGGGCAAGCAUAAGGAUGCUGAGAAGGCAGCAUUUGAUGAGGCUGAGAAAAAGAAGCAAGAAGAGGAAGACAAGGAUGUUGAUUCAGAUGUAGAUGAUGAGGAAGCGGACAAUUCUGAAGCUGAGGAAGAUGUAGAUGCUGAUUCAGACAGUGAGAAGAAGCCUGAAUCAGAUGUGGAAGAGGACAACGAAAAGCCACAUGACGAGCUUUAGAUAGGCGGAUAAAGAUCUCUGCCGCCAUUUUUUUCUUGCAGUUCUGAUUACAGGCAAUUUGGUUGGUUUGUUAACCGAGUUUAGUUGUCCUAGGCAUCUAUCUUCUCUUGGAGGACAAAACAGUUGGACCAUGUAACCUGGAAACAUGAAUGAUUUUGUUUUCUCAUUGACGUAUUUGCGUGCUAAUCAUCAAUCAUCAUGAGCCUUCAUAGCAGUUAGAUAUGAAAUAACACAGUUUUAUUUUCUGAGCUGGAA
Messenger RNA from Phoenix dactylifera (date palm), 1583 nucleotides. RefSeq names its product calreticulin-like. Gene Ontology annotation, cellular component: endoplasmic reticulum membrane; endoplasmic reticulum. Gene Ontology annotation, molecular function: calcium ion binding. Lineage: Eukaryota; Viridiplantae; Streptophyta; Magnoliopsida; Arecales; Arecaceae. The record is from RefSeq and is a predicted model, not a curated record. Gene Ontology annotation, biological process: protein folding; ERAD pathway.